AUUUUUGUGGUAUGGGCCGGGUAAGUUUGACCAAACCCAAUUAAGCCCAUAUUAGCUUUUAUAUGUGGGGAGGGUUGUAUAGUUUGGGCCUGAGAAAAAGCAGGAUAUGUCUUCAAAACUAAAAACGCACCGUUUUGGUUGACGUUCUGGAUGAAUAGUAAAUACAUUGGCUCUUUUUAUACAUGUAGGUAUAAUUUCCUGGGAUAUCUAUAGCGAACGAUCUGAAGCUGAAGGUGGUCUAAUUUCAUCUACCACAUUGGAUAUAACUGAAGAGCAUUUUCGGCACUUUACUUCUCUCAUAAAGGAUUCUCAACCUCUAAUCAUCAACCAAUACAGAUUUAUUAUAUAUUAAGAGAGCAAGCAGCAAAGAUGACAAGUGUGAAGGUGAAAGACAUAGUACCUGCAGCUCAGAACAACAUAAACACAGAGUUCAUACUGUUGGAAAAAGGAAAAACAACAACAGAAGGUCAAAACAAGACAUGCUUGUCGCUUGUGGCGGAUGAAACGGCAGCAGUUCACUUCCAGUUGUGGGGAGAGGAAUGUCAAGCCUUUGAGGCUGGAGAUAUCAUUCGAUUGUCCAAAGGGAUUUUCUCUUACAACAGAAAUAGCCUUGUGUUGAGGGCAGGCAAGAGAGGAAAAGUUGAGAAGGUGGGUGAAUUCACCAUGGCUUUUGUUGAGACACCAAACAUGAGUGAAAUCCGUUGGAUUCCUGAUCCAACUAAUUCCAACAAAUACAUUCAACAAGAUAUCCUUUCUACCCAUUCACGCAUCUUUCCACCAAAAUAUUAGUAAUCUUUUUUUCAAGUAAAACACCACUAUUUGUCUUGAUUUGUAAUAAAGACCAUCUUCUAGUAACUCUUCCUAUUUCUGAGAUAUGCUUACAAUGUCAA
Messenger RNA from Cannabis sativa, 890 nucleotides. RefSeq lists its product as uncharacterized. Gene Ontology annotation, molecular function: DNA binding. Gene Ontology annotation, cellular component: SOSS complex. Lineage: Eukaryota; Viridiplantae; Streptophyta; Magnoliopsida; Rosales; Cannabaceae. Bases 370 to 789 code for a protein of 139 amino acids. The record is from RefSeq and is a predicted model, not a curated record. Gene Ontology annotation, biological process: mitotic cell cycle checkpoint signaling; response to ionizing radiation; double-strand break repair via homologous recombination. The transcript is spliced from 2 exons.